Molecule: messenger RNA, 609 nt
Organism: Paramuricea clavata
Lineage: Eukaryota; Metazoa; Cnidaria; Anthozoa; Malacalcyonacea; Plexauridae
Source: the annotation of a GenBank genome assembly
AUGGCUGUGAACUACCGUCCAAUCUCUCUCAUGAGUAUUGUUGUUAAAACCUUAGAACGCAUGGUUCACAAACAUAUUAUGAAUUUUCUCUCAGCAGAGUUUCUCAACGACUUACCUUCAAGUGUGACUAGUAAUGUUGACCUUUUCGCUGACGAUAGUGUUAUUCAUCGUCAAAUUUCUACAAGUAACGAUUGCGUCCUUUUUCAAGAAAAUUUGAAUCAAGUAGGAGAUUGGUGUGAUGCAUCGUUAGUCCAGUUGCAGAACGAAAAAUGUCUAAUUGUUCAUGUCACAAGGCAAAAAAACCCUUUGAACUAUGAGUAUAAUCUUGUUGGUAUACCAUUACAGAGUGUUGCACAACAUAAACACGUAGGGGUUUGGUUACAAUCCUCAUUAUCUUGGGAAUAUCACAUUAGCUCUAUUUGUGGACGACCUAAUCGGAUCUUGGGUUUAAUACGGAGAACAUUUGGCUACAAAAAUCGAAAAGGCAUUGAGGUUGCCUUUAAGUCCUUAGUAAGACCAAUUUUAGAAUAUUGUUGCCAAGUAUGGAAUCCAUACUUAAUUAAACAUGUAAACGCAAUGGAAAAGAUUCAACGGCGAGCUACCAGAUAA